This is a messenger RNA of Anastrepha obliqua, 3062 nucleotides long. RefSeq lists its product as uncharacterized. The record is from RefSeq and is a predicted model, not a curated record. The coding region runs from base 1977 to 3062 and encodes 361 amino acids. The transcript is spliced from 3 exons. NCBI's taxonomy places the organism in Eukaryota, Metazoa, Arthropoda, Insecta, Diptera, Tephritidae.
GAACUAAGCGAAAGUAGUCAACGUCAAUUUUAGUUUCUAGACGUUGGCCGCUGUGGAAUGGUGGCAAAGCGUAAUAGAUGUAAUUCAAAUGCUUAAUUCUUGUUUGAAGAUUACAAACAACAACAAGUUAAAGUGAAAGUUAGAAAAUAAUAAAUUUCAUAACAAUACGAGAACAAAAUUAAAAGGGGAAACAGAAAUUUGCUGGACGAUUAUUUUUUAAAAAAUUAACACUCGGAAAAAGUUUUUAUGAACAGUAAACAUCAGCAGCAAUAACAGCAGUGAAGAAAGCGCCGCUUAAUUAGCCAGCCAUUCAUUCAUUUGGGUUCAUUGUCUAAAGGUUGGACUUGUUUUGUUUCAAUUCCAUUAUGUUUCCGCUUUGCACAGCCUAUUGAUAUAUGCACAUAUGCAUGAACGUAUGUGUGUAAUUUUUAGUUGAACUUUGAAAUCAAUGAUUUUUAAUGCAAGCUCAUUUUGAAUGCAGUGCAAAAGUAAACAAAAGCAGAGGUGAUGUAAAAUCAGCUGAUUCGGUGAAACAAUCAAGUUUCGUUUAUAUGAAAAAACAACAACAACAACAAAUAAACAAGUAAAAAGGUAACAGUGCGCACGAAAGAGAAUACAAAAUUUUACUCAUUUAGAAAGUGAAGUGAAAUAAUUUCACAAAAGCAGAAAAACGGCAGCAGCAGUGGUACAAUUACAAAAAAAAAAAAACAAUCUAAAAACAACAAGCAAUCGUUUCACUCAUAGAACUUUCGCAGAAAUCCCUAAAAUAAUUGCGCUGACGUCAGUCGGUGUGGCGCGUCAACUUAUCGCAUACAUACAUACAUACAUGUUUGUGCUAUAUACACGAUUAUGUCCACUUGUAUUUGUGUUGCGCAGAAAGUAGCGCUUAACGAAAUUAUUUAAAAAGUAAAACUAAUCAAAAAAUAAUAUUAAAAAAAGAAACACAACGACCGACCAUAAUAAGAAAACGCAAGAAAACGUGUCAACGCCGAAAGUGAACAACAACAACAACAAAAUAAUUUACUACACUUCACAGUGAUAGAAUUGAUUUUUUUUGUAUAUAAACAUACAUACAUUUGUGUACAUACAUAUGCGACUUUUAGUGCAGGUUUUGUUUUGCGAAAUGCACUACGGUUGUUAAUUUUCACUGCAAUUAGCAACGGAGUAGCUAAAGUGACAAGUAAAUAGAGACAGUUUAUUCAAGUGUGGGAGGACAUUUUUUGAGUAAAGCCAUUGCAAAUAAAUCAAGAAAAAAAUAUUCGAAAAACACCACCAAUUCAACAAAUAAACGCAGACUAUGUACAAAUUGGAACUUCUGCCAAAACAACAACAACCACAAAAACACAAAUCAAAAUUAAUAAAGCGACCAAAACAACAACAACACCUAAAACAAGAACCACCGCCUGACACCGCAGCAACACUCAGUCAGCCACAAUUGCAAACUGCAGAACGUGCAAAAAAAGCAAAAACAUUGUCAGCAACAACAACAAAACACGCUUGCAAACUAGAUAAAGUAGUUAAGACAAGCAACAACAAACGAUACCUCUUGUACGCAGUUUGUCUAAAUAAACGUCGUACAAGCGCUUUCGCCUAUCAGCAACAAUUGCCAGCAAUUCGCAAUUCAUUGCAUUUGAUCAAACACUUCCUGCAGCGCGGACGUGCACAUCUGCUGAUCGCGAACUGUGAUCUGCGAAAUUUUAUCGAUUACACAUAGCGAACAAGAAAAAAGAGCGCAGCGGUCAGCAGAAUCAGCUGCAGCAAAGAGAAUAGCAGCAGUAGCAAAAACAAAGAUACACUAACAAUUGUUGUGUGCGACGCCAACUGCGUCGUUAAUUACGUUCAAGAGGAAGAGAACGAUUAAUUUUUCUCUGUAAAUACAAACAAAACUCAGCAAAGAGCAAAACAAAACAGAAACGUUUUUACAAGCGAAACGAUAUACAAAUCGAAAUAAAGUUGUAACGAAACAUCGCCGCGCAAUGAAUAUCGGCAGUCCGAUUUUUGUGCCGCGUAACAGCGCGCCAAUGGCCUCCACGUCAGCUGCUAUUAAGACAGUUGUCGGCACAUUGGAGCCGAAAUCACCCUAUGCCUCUCCACGCGCCAUUUCGCCAACCACAGUUGGCCAAAAUAUGGACACUAAUAACAAUGUGGAAGGCUAUUGGCCUUUAUUCAACAAUGCAACAGCGUUUUAUUCCUGUGAUGUGAAUAGCAACUAUUUGCAAUAUUGUCAGCAAAAACAACAACAAUAUUUUCAAAAUUUUUUCCAGCGGCAAAGAACUUUACCCAAUUUCCACAUUCAAUGGACGCAGCGGAAAGCGAUAAACGCCGCAAUCGGUCAGCGUCAGCAGCGCAAAGUAACAAAAGCAGCGGCAAUGGCAGCAGAAGUGACAUCUUCACCAAGCCAGCAGAGCAGGAAGAAGCAAAAAACACAGCAGCAAGCAACGAAACAACAACUACUUUUUGAGCAACAACAACAGCAACAACAAGUGGAUGCCACGAAAUUUACAACAAAAGAUAAGACAACGGAGAUGCCCAACGAUUCGCUUUCGCCACUAUCGAACCCAGCAACAAUGUUGUUGCUGUUGAAAUCAACUGCAGAAAUUGUCAGCAUCGAUGUUGCAAACGAAAAUGUUUUGAGCGAAAACAAUAAAAACAAACACAUAAAUAAUGACAAUGUCGUCAUUUCGAAAGAGGAGGGUGAUGUCAAUAUGACAACACUCACGCCGAUAUGCGAUGCAAUUGCGGCAUUGCCAAAUCAAUCAAUUCAAAUUUCAAAAUUAGUUGCUGAACCGGAAGAGCCGACAAAGAAAGAGUUACGAUUACAGGUAGCUAAUGAUGCAUCCAACAUCCCAUUCACUGCAGAUUUGCUUCGAGAUGUAGAACCACUGCAGCAAACCUCCCAAUCUGAAAUCGAGGUAUGUAUUGUUGAGCCUCAUUCUGAACCCACAGUUUCAAAUGAAGAAUACUGUAAUGAAGACGACGAAACAGUCGGUGACGGAACUAAUGAAGUGAUGCUAAGUACAAAUAAAAUUACAUCGGAGAAGAUAAUAUUUAUCAGCAUUUAA